Psammomys obesus (fat sand rat) is the source of this 1031-nucleotide messenger RNA. It is a transcript of the gene Rhoc, whose product is annotated as ras homolog family member C. Gene Ontology annotation, cellular component: neuron projection. NCBI's taxonomy places the organism in Eukaryota, Metazoa, Chordata, Mammalia, Rodentia, Muridae. The record is from RefSeq and is a predicted model, not a curated record. The transcript has 5 exons. The coding region runs from base 66 to 647 and encodes 193 amino acids. Gene Ontology annotation, biological process: small GTPase-mediated signal transduction. Gene Ontology annotation, molecular function: GTPase activity; GTP binding.
GGGGUCAGUCUGAGCCUCCGGCACCGGCCAGCGCAGCUGGAGGCGGCGGAGCGGAAGUUUCAGUCAUGGCCGCAAUCCGAAAGAAGCUCGUGAUCGUGGGCGAUGGUGCCUGUGGGAAGACCUGCCUGCUCAUUGUCUUCAGCAAGGAUCAGUUCCCAGAGGUCUACGUCCCUACUGUCUUUGAGAACUACAUCGCAGACAUCGAGGUCGAUGGCAAGCAGGUGGAGCUGGCUCUGUGGGACACAGCAGGACAAGAAGACUACGAUCGCCUGCGGCCUCUCUCCUACCCGGACACCGAUGUCAUCCUCAUGUGUUUCUCCAUUGACAGUCCUGACAGCCUUGAAAACAUUCCUGAAAAGUGGACCCCGGAGGUGAAGCACUUUUGUCCCAACGUGCCCAUCAUCCUAGUGGGGAAUAAAAAGGACCUGAGGCAAGACGAGCAUACCAGGAGAGAGCUGGCCAAGAUGAAACAGGAGCCUGUUCGAUCUGAGGAAGGCCGGGACAUGGCAAACAGGAUCAGUGCCUUCGGCUACCUUGAGUGCUCAGCCAAGACUAAGGAAGGGGUGCGGGAGGUAUUUGAGAUGGCCACUCGGGCUGGCCUACAGGUCCGAAAGAAUAAGCGCCGGAGGGGCUGUCCCAUUCUCUGAGUUCCUCAAAAUCUCAAUUGCCCCUCCCGCCCCCGCCACUCCAUCCUUGUAGGACUCCAUGCUGCCAGUUUCUUUUUUGGUUUCUUCCUGCCCAGGACUGCAUGAGUUUUCCCAGCCCCAAGUUGGAGCUGGUAGGCCCUUCCUCCCUGCCUCUGGGAACCAGGCUGGUGCCCUGCCCUUCCUGAGCAGAGCCCCUCCUCCUGCUGCAUUGGUCCAGGGGUGGGGCUCUUAGUCCCUUUGGCCUUCCCCAUAUCACACACCAGCACUUUAUAUAUUUCUGACUCACAGGAGGAGUCUAGGGUAAGGACUGGGAUUUCUGCUUUGGGUAAUAGCUUAACUUGGUGGGAAGGCAGGACACGAAUAAAGGUCAAAGGUUGCACCAUG